Messenger RNA from Paralichthys olivaceus (Japanese flounder), 2185 nucleotides. It is a transcript of the gene dixdc1a, whose product is annotated as DIX domain containing 1a. Lineage: Eukaryota; Metazoa; Chordata; Actinopteri; Pleuronectiformes; Paralichthyidae. Gene Ontology annotation, biological process: canonical Wnt signaling pathway. Gene Ontology annotation, molecular function: frizzled binding. Gene Ontology annotation, cellular component: cytosol. The record is from RefSeq and is a predicted model, not a curated record.
AGCAAAGGAGGGAGGAGGAAUGAGGGAGAAGGGGGAGGGUAAACACACCCAGGCAGACAGAGCCAUGUCUGACAUCCUCGCUCAGUGAAAGAAGGACCGAUACAAAGCCAGGGUGACCGAGCAGAGGAGAGAUAGAGGGAAGGAGGCAGGGAGGGAGGGCAGAGUGUGCGACGUGGAGGCUCCUGUGGUUGCAGCUGCUCUCAGGGCUGCUCCCCUCCCUGCUGCCUCCAUGCUCCUGACAGGGAAGCAGGGCAUCAUCAUCAUCACCAUCACCCAGAUGCGGCGCCGCUGUAUGGGAGGUUAAUCCUGCAAACACCAGCAUGGGAGCCAAACAGAUGAAAUGUCUCAGCUCCGCCAGCCCUGCUCACUCCCCCAAAGAGGAGUAUGUUAUCGCCCAGUUCACUGACACCCCUAAAGAGGAGACUGUCCAUGAUCAGGCGGAGGACCAUGGGGAAUCUUGCGAAGACAAAUCUGAGCUGACAGAGAAGAAAUCUGUCGCAGAGGAGGUGUCUCUCUGUGGAUUGUGUCCCUCCCUCGGGCACAAUGGGCAGGAGGAGGAGAAGUCCUGGGAGGAGCAGCUGGAUGCCCACCAGGAGCAUCUGGAGAAGGAGAUGCAGGAGGCCAGGAGGAUGGUGUUCCGCCUCCAGGCGCUGCUGCUCCACGGCUCCCUCCCUGAGGAGGACCAGGAUGGAUCUGUGAGCUUCGGAGAGAACCGGGCGAACGCUGAACAGCAGCUGGUUCUAGUCCGCAGUCGUCUGGACCAAAGCAUGGAGGAGGCCCUUGAUCUCAAGAGGGAACUCCUGAGACACAAACAGGAGGUGCGACACAUUCAGGCCAUCAAGGAUGCUCUGCAGCAGCGUCUGGCAGUGCAGGAGGACGCCGUGCUGCAGCUUAAGCAAGAACUGCUGAGAUCCAACAUGGCCAAAGAUCAGCUGGAAGGGGAAAAUGCAGAGCUCAAACACAAGCUGAGCGAACAGAACAAAUUGCUCAGUGAAUAUGAGCAGCAGCUCGGGAGGAAGGAGAGAAUUCUGCAGCAACAGCAACAAAAACUCGAGGACGCUCAACAUAAAGCACAUGAAGUCAGCCUUGCACGGUCAUUCAGGAGUGAAAGUGGUGGUUACAGUAACUUAGUGGCUUCAACAUCUCCUCCAGCAUUCCAACACAUAGCACCGGGUGAAGAGCUGCAGCUGGUCAGGGAGGCACUUCGUAGUUUGAGGGACAGUUUUUCUGACCACGAUCCCCAACAUCACACCCUGGACACUCUGGAACAGGGCAUGUCCAGCCUCAUGGACCGAUUACACACUUUUGACACCCAGCGCAGACAGGACCGAGGGGAGGAAUUUAAAUCACCAGGUCGCAGAGCCAACCCGACAGACCGUGACUCCUGGCCGACGAGCUCGAAAAUGGCGCACUCACACAGCAGCCCGGGAUUGGAUUCCGCCGUUUCAACCAAAGUGCUCUACUUCACGGAUCGCUCGCUCACCCCGUUUCUGAUCAACAUCCCAAAAAGGCUGGGCGAGGUGACACUGCGAGACUUCAAGGCCGCUAUAGACAGACAAGGCAGUUUCAGAUACCACUUCAAGGCCCUUGACCCAGAGUUUGGCACAGUGAAAGAGGAAGUAUUCCAGGACGGAGCAGUCGUGCCUGGCUGGGAGGGGAAGAUCGUGGCGUGGGUGGAGGAGGACCACGGCGAGCGGAGGUAGAACCCAAAAACAAGAGAGCACCACAGCAAACCUCAGUUGUUCCCACUGGACCAGAAAAAUAAAUAACUUGUGAUGCCAUAAGAAAUAAUAACACAGUUAACUGGGACCAAUAGUUAAAAUACAAUUUCAGUGUAAAACAAUGUCUUUAAAUGAAUGUUUCAUAUGAAGAAUUUGACUUGAAUCUCACAUUUGGAUACUUUUGUUUAUUUAAUUUUUUUUAAUUUUUUAAAGAAUGAGUAUCAGACACUUUUUGCAGCUCAUACAUUAAUAUGUGGGACUAAAAGUUAAUGGUCAGUAAACUUGAAACUCUGAAUUAUAUUAAAAAAAAGGUGAUUUACAAUAAAUAACUAAUUGGAUAAGCUAAAAAAAGAAGCUGUUAUCAGUGCUGACUGACAUUUUUCACACGUUCCAGAUUGCCAAAUAGUGUUGUUGUUAUUCCACAUCCAUUGUGAUGUUUUAAUAAAGGCAAAUUACUGCAUGGA